AUGCACGGGCUGGCUGCCGAUGCUGCGGAAACCCGUCUUCGGGAAGGCGAGCCAAUGAAGUUUCUAGCAGAAGCAGCAGCAGCAGCAGAAGACUCAGCAGCAGCAGCAGCAGAACUAGCAGCAGACUCAGCAGCAACAGCAGCAGCAACAGAUCCAGCAGCAGCAGCAGCAGCAGCAGAUCCUUUUGACAUUGGCUGCCCUCAGCUGCUGCGGGGCGGGCAGCGGCAAAAGGGAGCUGCUUUUCCCACGUGUCUUUCUGCUGCAGCAGCAGAAAGUCGCGGCCUCGUUGGUGCAGCAGCCAGCAGCAGCAGCAGCAAGAACGGCAGCAGCAAACACGCCAUUCCAUUCUCUCCGCAAUGGAACAAGGGCAGCAGCCACAUUCCUUGUCUCUUUAAGCAGGAGCAGCAGAAGGAGCAGCAGCAAGAGCAGCAGCAGGAGCAGCAGCAGGAGCAGCAGCAUGAGCAGCAGCAUGAGCAGCAGCAGCCACAUGGGUCCCUUGGCCGCCUCUGCAGAAGGAGGGCUUCUCGAAGUCGUAGCCCCGCAGCAACAGCGGCAGCAGCAGCAGCAGCAGCAGCACGAGAAGCAGCAGCAACGGCAGCAGCAGACAGAGCAGUAGGUGCCUCAGCAGCACUUAGAGAGGAAGCAACAGGUCAGCAGCAGCAGCAACAGCAACAGCAGCAGCAGCAGAAGCGGGAGCAUGCUGCUCCUUUUUCUUUUUCUGCUGAUUGCCGGCCCUUUGCACCUGCUGCACGAGCUGCUGCAGCAAAUACUGCAGCAACAAAAGCAGCAACCGCAGCCGCAACUGCUGCAGCAACAGCAGCAGCAACAGCAGCAGCAACAGCAGCUGCAACAGCAGCAGCAACUGCAGCAGCAACUGCAGCAGCAACACUGCAGCGGUCUAAAAAGACCUGGAAGUGGUCGGGGAGAGUCCCCCAAGCCUCGCUGCACCUGCUGGACCUUGGUGGCAGCUGCUCUGCUGCUGCUGCUGCUGCUGCUGCUGCUGCUAGGCCGGGAAGAAGCAGCAAGGCGCUGCUGUCGCGGCACUCCGAAGCAGCAGCAGCAGCAGUUGCUGCUGCAGCACGCCUCAAACUCAGCCCCACAAAUGGGGUCUCCAAGUGGCAGCUAGUGCCUGACAAUGGCCUCUACGUGCGGCGGCCCAAGCUCAAAGGCGUGAAGAAGUGGCUGCUGCGGCUAACGCAGCAGCGGGGAGAGCUGGAGCGCCACCUCAGCAAAGGCUUGGCCCCCGAGCUGCUGCCGCCGCUGCUGCUGCGCUCGCAGCAAAUCCCAGCGCAUGCAAAGCGCGCGCUGCUGCUGCUGCAGGACGCGCCUGCUGCGGCCCUUGCUGCUGCUGCUGCUGCUGCGGCCAAGGCUGCAGACACGGACGGCGAGAGCGUUAGCAGCAGCAGCAGCUGCUGCAGCACUCCGUGGGAGAACAACCAGGACGUCAUCUGCUGCGCCCUCAAGUGCACGAACAGCAACGACCAGCAGCAGCAGCAGCAGCAGCAGCAGCAGCAGCAAGCAGCACAAGGCGUUUGUGAACAGGACGCAGCAGACGUGGCCCGCCUCCAAAGCUGCACUUCUUUCCGAAAGGCAGUGGACUCCAUCUGCAGCAGCAAAAGAAUUAAAGACAAACAAGCCUUUGCAUGCAAUCUCUCCCGCCCGCUUAGCGCUUUGCGAGGCCUGACCUUCAGCCGGCAGCUGCUGCAGCAGCUGCAGCAGCAGCAAGUGCAGCAGCAGCAGCACGCGCCCCUUUUUGCGCUUCUCUGGCAGCUCUCUAUGCCCCAAAGGCCCCUCCGCAGCACAGUCUCCAAAGAGUGGAAGCUGCUGGGCUUCCAGGGCAAUGACCCCUCCACGGACUUUCGAGGCUGCGGUUUGCUGGCACUGCGGGCGCUGCUGUUUUUCUGCCACACUUUUCCCUUAGAGGCGCAGCAGAUGGUGCAGCAAGGCAGCAGCAGCAGCAGCAGCGGGAGCAGCAGCAGCAGCAGCGGGAGCAGCAGCAGCAGCAGCGGGAGCAGCAGCAGCAGCAGCGGGAGCUAUUCGUUCGCAAUUACGCUGAUAAACAUAGCUGCGUGGCUGUGGCAGUGGGUGCUGCUGCGGCCGGAGGUGUCUCGUUUCUUUUGCUGCUGCUUCUCGAGCCGAGCAGCAGAAGUUGUCUUUUAUUAUUUGUUUUCUUUUGCUGCUGUUCAGUUCCAUUGCUUCUUCCGCUGCUGCAGCCCCAAAAGCCCCAUGCAUUUCCCCUAUGUUGCUGCUGCUUUCCAGCAGCUUGUGGCUUUCCCCAGCAACGCCCCUGCCUGCCAGCUGCUGCUGCAGCACCCGCAGCAGCAGCAGCAGCAGCAGCAGCACCUCCUCCACGUGCAGCACCUGCAGCAGCACCAGCAGACACAGCAGCAAGUGCAGCAGCAGCAGCAGCAGGAGCAGCAGCAAAGGAUAAACGCAGACGACCAGUAUACAGACUCCCCACAGGCUCCACUACCAGCAGCAAAAGAGGCAGCUGCUGCAGGAGCAACACCGCCAUCAGCAGCGGACGCAGCAGCAGCAAAAGCAGCAGCAGAAGCAGCAGCAACUCCAGACACAGAAAAUAUUUGGAGAUGCCCCUGCUGCUUCGCAGAGACAUUGCCGCUGCCUUGGGAAAGCAUCAACUACCAGCAGCAGCAGCAGCAGCAAGAGCAGCAGCAGCAACAGGAACAGCAACAGCAGCAGCAACAAUCUGACGCAGAGGCAGUAAGAGAAGCCCGUGUGCAGAAGACCGUUGCUGCUGAUUCAGCAGGGGCAAAACCAGCAGUAGCAGCAGCAGCAGCAGCAGCGCCAGCUGCAGCAGCACUUGACCGAAGCCACAGCAACAGCAGCACCCGAAGCAGCAGAGGGACCUCAAACGCCGCAGCACGGAAGCAUCAGCAGCUGCUGCAGCAGCAGCAACAACAGCAGAUCAAGGCAGCAGUAAGCAGCAGCUGCGCUGCAUGCCUAGUGGACAUGGCGAGUUGCUGCAGCAAGAGCAGCAGCAGCAGCAAAAGCCGGAGGAGCAGCAGCGACGACAGCAGCAGGAACUCCACGGUCGCAGUAGCCGUAGCAGCAACAGCAGCAGCAGCAGCAGCAGCAGCAGCACGGCUGCAAAACUGCCGCGAGAUGCUGCGGCUGCAGCGCCCCACAAAUAUGCGGGGCUUCCUAGGGAGGGCCCCCGGGGGGCCCCCACAGGGGCCCCCACAGGGGCCCCCACAGGGGCCCCCAAGGGGGCCCCCAGGGGGGCCCCCAGGGGGUCCCCAGGGGCCCCGGGUGGGGGCCCCCAUCGCCAGUGCCCGGCGGCCCACUUGCAGCAGACAAGGAACCCGCUGCAGGUCUAGCGGAGUAGCAGCAGCAGCAGCAGAGUGCGUGUUUUUCGGUGGCUUCAGCAGCAGUAGCAGCAGCAGCUGCAGCAGCAACAGCAGCCGGCUCGUGGGCGCAGUGGUGCCGGGCGCUGCGAGCCCUGCAGCAGCAGCGGCGGCAGCAGCAGCAACGGCUGCAGCAACGGCUGCGGCAACGGCUGCAGCAACAGCCGCCGCGACAGCAGCAGCAACAGCAGCAGCAGCAACGGGAACGCAGAAAAGCUGCUGGGUCUCCCCCCCCGUGACGGGCAGCAGCAGCUUUGCGAGCAGCACAAAGAGCGACUGCAAGGUUCCUGCUGCUGCAGCACCAGCAGCAGCAGUAGCGAUGCAGCAGCAGCGGCAGCAGCAGCGGCUGCAGCCGCCGUGUCUUUCUCGCCCCUGCGCUUCGAGCAUUCUAGUGCCUAGAAAGGGCACCAGCAGGUAG
Messenger RNA from Eimeria tenella, 3783 nucleotides. RefSeq lists its product as uncharacterized. The record is from RefSeq and is a predicted model, not a curated record. Gene Ontology annotation, molecular function: GTPase activator activity. The coding region runs from base 1 to 3783 and encodes 1260 amino acids. The transcript has 4 exons. Lineage: Eukaryota; Apicomplexa; Conoidasida; Eucoccidiorida; Eimeriidae.